Molecule: messenger RNA, 2382 nt
Organism: Chilo suppressalis (striped riceborer)
Lineage: Eukaryota; Metazoa; Arthropoda; Insecta; Lepidoptera; Crambidae
Source: the annotation of a GenBank genome assembly
CCGCUGCCGCCGCCGUCGCCGCCCGGCAGUUCGCAGCAUGGAGCCGUACACGGCCGCGCCUCCCGCAGCGCCCGCGCCCGCGCCCCCCGCCGCCCCGGGCGUCGCACCCGCGCUCAGACCCCUCGUCAACCCUGAUGAGUUCGGAGAGGUGGACACCUCCAGGUACCCGGCGCCGAAGGAGGCGACGCACAAGGUGCGCGGGCGUAGCGACCUGCUCGAGCUGAUGUGCGGAGCCGGCGCCGUGGACCCCGAGCUGCUCACCGUCAAGACAUUCUACUUCUUCUUCUAUUCUGCCUUCGGCUCGCUGUUCCCACUCAUGGGCGUGUACUUCAAGCAGAUGGGCAUGAACGCCGGCCAGUGCGGACUGCUGAUCGGUACGCGACCGUUCGUGGAGUUCCUGUCGGCGCCUUUCUGGGGCAGCCUGGCGGACCGCUGGCAAAAGGGGCGCACGCUGCUGCUGGCGUCGCUGGGUGCGUGGGUGGUGUUCACGCUGCCGCUGAGCUGGGUGCAGCCGACGGCCGUGGGCUGCGUCCAGCCCGUCAACAACUCCGCCUAUCAGGUGGUGGCGCCGAACUAUGACGAGGAGUGGCCCACGGCGACGCGCACCUUCCGCGGGCCCGCCGCCGCCGGUCGCGAGGGCUCGCCGCUACCCGUGGACGACGCGCUCAACUACAACCCCAACACACAGUCGGACUGGGUGACGCCGCUGCACUCGUACAUCGUGUACCGCACUCCAGACAUCCAGAAGACAUUCUUCCUGCUGUUGUUGCUGGUCGUCAUUGGGGAGUUCUUCAGCGCGCCGGCUAUCACGCUAGCCGACUCGGCCGUCAUCACGCUGCUUGGCGAGGAUGCCGAUAGAUACGGUCACCAGCGGAUGUUUGGGUCGCUGGGUUGGGGGCUGGCGAUGUUCUUCGUGGGCAUCGCGCUGGAUCACAGUACGGCGUUCAGCGCGCACCCCUGCGGCGGCCCGCAGCGCUACGAGAAGAACUACACCAUCUGCUUCGCCACCUUCUCCGUGCUCAUGGGCGCCGCGCUGCUCACCGCCUCGCAGAUACGCUUCAAGUACGAGUUCGUGAGCAGUGAGCUGGAGGCGCCAGCACCGCCGCCUGCCGAGCCCACGCACGAGGAGAAGCUGCAGCAGCAGCUCGCAGAGCAGCUGCAGCUGCCCGGCCUCGACACCAGCGCGCCGCCGCCACAGCAGCCGCCACUACAGGCCGCCAAGGUAUUCGCACAGACCACGCGCGAGAUGCCGGAGUGGGUGACGGUGCUGCGUCAGUUCCAGAAUGUGAAGGCGGCCUCCUUCCUGCUGGUGGCCUGGUUCAUGGGCUUCGGCAUCGGCCUCAUCUUCACCUUCCUCUUCUGGCACUUGCAGGAUAUCGACGGAUCACCGACGCUGUUCGGCGUCGCCUCCGUCAUUAACCAUAUCUCAGAGAUCUUCGCGUACUUCUUUAGCUUUAAGCUGAUCACUCAACUAGGCCAUGUUAAGGUGCUGUGCCUGGGGCUGGCGGGUAACGUGCUGCGGUUCCUGUACAUCUCGUGGCUGACGAACCCGUGGUGGGUGCUGCCGUUCGAGUUCGUGCAGGGCGUGACGCACGCCGCCGUGUGGGCCGCCUGCUGCUCCUACAUCGCGCACGGCACCCCUCCGCGGCUACGCUCCUCCGCGCAGGGCGUGCUGCAAGGUCUGCACCACGGGCUGGGUCGCGGGUGCGGCGCGGUGCUGGGCGGCGUGGCCGUGGCGCGGUGGGGCACGACGCGCACGUUCGCGGGGUACGGGCUGCUGUGCGCGGUGGCGCUGGCCGCGUUCGCGUUCGUCAACUUCCGCGACGGCGACGCGGACGCGGGCGUGGGGGGGGGCGGCGGGCCCGGCGCCGACGAGGAGGCGCGCGCGGUCGCCGAGGCGGGCGUGCUGGCGCCGCACGGGGUCCCCUCCAACCCGCUGCCGCGCGCGCUCUCCUCCACGCGCCUCGCUGACCUAGCGCACCACGACUCCUACGGCGCUACGCAGAACUACAGCGGCGCGGACAGCCUGGGCGUGCCGGGACAGGCGCCGGUGCCGCGGCCCUCGCCAGCCAACCCCUUCCUGGCCGACCAGCAGGCCUACAGAUAAACUGCACCACCACCGACCACGAACCUGGGGCUCCUACACAAGAACCCCCUGCCCCCAGAGUUCGCACCACCACAAACCCUCAGAAGAACGCUCAUUCGAUUCUAAAAAGCUAUCUGUGCACGAUAACUGGAACAACAGUGCUAUUCUGUAAGAACAAACUGACUUUUCACUUCGAAAUGCGCGAUAUUCGAAAUUUCACAUCACUGAAUGAGGGCUAUCGCGUAUGGAGACGCUUGUGUAUCGUGAUGUCUUCGAAAUGUCAAAUGUUAUUGCUU